Gigantopelta aegis is the source of this 5914-nucleotide messenger RNA. RefSeq names its product protein canopy homolog 1-like. The transcript is spliced from 6 exons. Gene Ontology annotation, cellular component: endoplasmic reticulum. NCBI's taxonomy places the organism in Eukaryota, Metazoa, Mollusca, Gastropoda, Neomphalida, Peltospiridae. Bases 145 to 858 code for a protein of 237 amino acids. The record is from RefSeq and is a predicted model, not a curated record.
ACGUGCAGAAAUUUCAUGCUGACACGUCUGUAAAAAAGAUAUUAUUUUUAUUUUAUUGAUUUAAAAAACCUCAACAAACCCUGCUAAGCCUGAAGCUGCUUUAUCCUUGAGUUUCAAGAAGAAGAUCACAUCUUGAAUAUUCAGAUGGAUAUUCUAGGCACUUCACUUUGUCUUGGACUGUUGGUCUUGCUGGUAGAAGGCAAGAAAGAUGGAGAUUUGUACUGUACAGUUUGUCGCAUCGUAGUUGAUGAACUGGCAUAUGCAAUCAGUCAAGUCAGUCCAGACAAGAAAGUACAAGUGGGAAGUUUCCGAAUUGAUCCACAGGGAAAUCAAGCACGAUACAUGGUUCCAUACGCCAGAUCAGACGUUCAUAUCACAGAGAUGCUGGAACAGGUGUGUGACAAAAUGGGCGACUAUGCCGAGAUGACCCACGAUGGCCAAACAAACAUCGUUCGCACUUCGGCGAGGGAUGGAAAAUACAUAUCAUUAAAAAAAGUUGAUGUGAACCCAGAUUUACAUAAAAAGUUAAAAUUUUAUUGUGAGUCAGUGUUAGAGGAACAUGAGGAUGAUAUUGUUGGUCUGCUGAAGAAGGAAAAUAUUCCAAACACCAGUCUGGAGAGUAUUCUGUGUGGAGAAAUUUCAGCGGCAUGCUCCGAAAAACAGCUCAGUGUUCCACUGGCUACAGGACUGGCAGAGGUAGAUACGAUGCCCGAAGAAGAUGAAGAAAAACCAGACGAAGAUGCAGACACACCCGAUGAAGCUGGCGGUGUUGACAAACAAGAGGAAGGUGAUAAGAAGGAAAACGAGGGUGACGAUGAAGAUGGUGCAGACGAAAAUGUUAUAAAGGAGGAAUUAUGAGUUCUAAUGUCUGAAAGAUUUUUUAAUUAUAAGAUGAUAAGUAGGCGACCAACUUGACAUCUAAACAUGGAAACACUAUCUAUACAGGGUGUUAGUUGAUAUGUGCAAUUUUUGAGAGUUUUGUAAAUAUAUGAUUGUAACUAAGCAUCCAGUUGAUAUUCAAAAUAUAGUGACACUAACAGUACAGGGUUUUAGUUGAUCUGUGCUAUUUGGGUUAGCAUUUUCUAACUAGAUGUGUAAAGUCAUUACUAGGGGGUCUAAGCAUCCAGUUGAUAUAUCUAAACCAUGGUAACAUUUUCCAUACACAAUUUUGCUUAAUAUAAAUGAAGAAUCAUGAGCGCUUUUGUUUUUAUCCUUGUCCUUAAUUAUUCAGCUGUUUAAUAUCUAAAACCAUGGUGACUCUAAUCAGAAAGGAUUACAGUUUAUAAACAACGAAAUAUGUUUGCUAUAUUUGAUAAAUUUGUACUCCUAAGGUCUGAACUAUACAAAGACUCCAGUUAAUAUCUAAAACCAGGGAACAUUUUGUUUGCCAAAAAUUGAUUAGUGAUAUAUCUAGUCAGUUGAAAAUUGAUUAGCAACUACUGUUUAAUGUUGUAAAAUGUUUUAGCAAUCUCUGAAACUUGUGUAGUGAAUCGCAAUACGAUACUAAACAAAAUGUUCCCUGAAAAUCUGUGGUAACACCUAUCCAUACAUUGUUUUGUUAUAAAGGAGGAAUUAUUUGUGCUAUUUUUGAUAAGUUUAUAAUUAUGAAAUCUUUAUUAGCACUAAAUUGAUAACAAAAUCCAUUGAAAACUUACAUAUUUAAGAUAGUUAUCAGGUACUCAUUUGUAUUUUAACUGCUUGGAAAAUUUACCCUUUUGAAAUAUAGGUUAGAUAAAAUGUCAUUGUUAGCAGUUGUCUGUACUUAUAUUAAAAAUCUGUACUUAUAUUAAAAAUCUGUACUUAUAUUAAAAAUCUGUAACACCCACCUCACCCCCUGCAAAAAUAUUUUUGUUAACUAAUUAAUAAUAGACAAACUAAAUGCUCACAAUACAUGUUUUAGACAUUUAAAGUUCAAAAUAUCCUGGUGGUGGAUUAGGCACUGUUCUUAUGAACAUUUUAGAGUCAAGACUCAAGAGUCUAAUAGAGACAUGGCAACACCAUACAAAUUGCACGCAUGUGUGUGAUGUCUUUAAAUACUUAGUCUGUACUAAAGUGUUAUAAGCAUAUCCCAUAUGAUCAUAUAUGUAUUCAUAGACUACUGUCUCUCCUCUAUCCCUCAAUAAAUACAUAAAAUAAAACACAUUUACCUAGAGGGUCUUGUAAGCAAAUCAGAUAUUGGGAAAAUUCCUGAAUUAACGUGUAGAGUAUGAUGCCUAAAAACAGAUGAUGAUACAUCAGAGAGAACACGUUAUGCCUUGUGCUUUCAAGCCUUAUGCCUUGUGCUUUCCUUAGUAUUUUUAAUAAUAAAGUAAGCUAGAUACAUAUGAAAAUUUAAGAAUGUGAUUAAGAAUUUUGAUUAUGUUGUACUAAGAUUUGUUUCAUUUAGACAUCUCUUUUUAAUUUGCCCUGUAAUAACCUUGUUUUUUAAACAAAAAUUACAAUUCAUGUAGAAGAAAAAUAAAAGUUAAUUUUUGUUUUCGCCUUUAUGAAGUAAAAAGGCAAGAUAUGGGUAUUAUUUUUUAAUGACGGUGAUAAUGAUGGUGUCAUCUUUUGCAUUUAGCUCAAUGUUAAAAUUACUCAUUUACAUGUAGCUCCAUCAGUCAUAAACUAUUAGUCCUACAUCAGUGAAACUUGGUUUAUAGUCACAUCUAUGAAUAUUCUUUUCAAUGCAUGUUAAAACAAUUUUGAAAUUUAUUAAAUUAAACUUUUAAUUAAAGUUUUUUUAAACAUACAUUGCGAUGGUUUAUGUGGGCAAGUUAUUUAAUUCAGUGAAUUUUUUUUUUUUAAUUUUCAUUGGUUUAACAUUUUGGGUUUAGCAAGUUUCAUAUUGUCAUCCAUUUCAGUGUUUGUUACAAUGUAUAUCACUUGUUGAAAAAAAAUUUCUGUGAAAGUUUUUCUGCAUGCAUGUGUUAAAAUUGAGUUUGUUUAUAUUUAUGAGAGUUGUAUGUUACAGCAUAUGUUAUUUGAGAAAUGUUUUGAAAUAAUAUUUAUGCAGUUUGUGAACACUCUUAAGAUAAAUGCAUUUAUGGUAUAUGAAUUUGUAGGUUGAUCUUCAUUUUUUUUGGAGUCCUGUCAGUUUUUCUUGGCUUUUUAUAAUCAAAAAUAUUCUUAUUACAACGAAAACAGAUUUUUAAUUUUAAAAACCCAGCCGUGUACGUGGGUAUUUUUUUGAAAGAAAUUUGAUAAUGUCAAGAAUGGGGACAUAGGUUAUUAACUUAAAUUCAGUAUUUGUUAAUGCGCCAUUUGUUACAUUUGGCAAUUUUGAAAUGGUUUUGCCAUAGGUAAAAUGCUCACCCAUGGCAAGUUUGAGCCUGCAUGCCUACAGCAAUUUUAAAACCAUAAUUUUUGCAGCAAAUGCAAAACCCCAAAAUUAUGUAUUUAACCCAUGGCAAUCAUUUUAAUCCAUAGACGAUCAAAUUCAAUUGGUAAAAUCCCGACAUAAUGAAAUUCAUACUGUAACUACAGUAACUGCUGUUGAUGCUGCUGUUAAGUUCAAGUUCUGAUGUGUGCAUACAAUGUACAUAUAUACCUACCUACAUAAAUACAUUCGUAUACACACACUUAUACACACGUUCUUAUGCAUGCACACACUUAUACACACGUUCUUAUGCAUGCACAAACUUAUACACACGUUCUUAUGCAUGCACACACUUAUACACACGUUCUUAUGCAUGCACACACUUAUACACACGUUCUUAUGCAUGCACACACUUAUACACACGUUCUUAUGCAUGCACACACUUAUACACACGUUCUUAUGCAUGCACACACUUAUACACACGUUCUUAUGCAUGCACGCACUCAUGCACUCAUACACACAUGCAUGCACGCACAAACGCAUGCAUGCACUCAUACACACAUGCAUGCACACACACACGCAUGCAUACACACACAUUGUACAAUGGCAGUUUUCAAAGUGGCCUCCGGAUAGAAAAGAGUAAAAGAAGUACCGGAUUUUAGAUAGUCUCUCAGGUUAUAUGUAUAAUGGUUGUACAUGUAUCUAUAUACACAUCCGUAUGUACAUUGUUUAAUCAGACAUACUUUAUACAUCUCUUCACAUGUUAUACAUGUGAUCUAACAUUACAUAUACAAGUGUCCACAUGUUAUACAUGUGUGUGAGUUAAUAUCUGAUAAAUUUGCAUAUCUGUUAAACUGUAUUAAAUGUGUGAACUAAAAUGUUUAUCAUAUACAUAUGUACCAUUUUGUUUGAUUGCUACAUGCAUAUAACUUGAUUCAUUGUGCAUAACUGUGACACAGUUUUAGUGAAGUUAUAUAGAUCACCAGUUUUUACUGUGUUAAUAUUUUCCCCAGUUUGGGUUCAUUUGGAUAAUAACCAUUUACGAAUAAAAGAGACUAUGCCCAGUUUGUAGCCAUUAGAACAGGAAGUUAAUUAAUCUACUCACUCAUAACAUUUCUGGGUAAUAAAACCUACAACCUACCGGUCCAACCAGAGAGGACUAUAGGUUUCAUCUCCAUCCGUCUGUCUGUGUGUCCAACCAGAGAGGACUAUAGGUUUCAUCUCCAUCCGUCUGUCUGCGUGUCCAACCAGAGAGGACUAUAGGUUUCAUCUCCAUCCUUCUGUCCAUCCGUCCAUCUGUCCCACAUACAGUUUUCUGGAUGUUUUUUUUAAACAAUGCCUUAAAAUAUCAAACUGAAAUUUGUGUAUAGCUUUGUCAUGUUCUAUUACAGAUCAAGUUUGACUUUCAUGGCGACAUACCCAUUUUUCACAGUUAUGAAUUUUGGAGAUACAAACAUUUGUUGGGCUUGGAGGAUGACAUAACGUAUUGCUUUAGCAGUACUCACAGAAUACUUGUCAUCUCACUUGUAAUAAUAUAUAUAUAUAUAUAUUAAUUCUUGUCUGUGAAAUAAAUAAAAAAUUCAAUUUGUGACAAUCAGCUGAAUUAUAUCUUUACGUUCAGGCAUUUUGGAAAGUAGAAGUACAGUGUAUAUGAAGCACACCAGAGCCAAGGCGACAGUGAUGUAUGUGUACGGUUUGCUUUAGAAUCUAGGCCAUAUUUUCAGCUUGUUACCCGAUCCCGAAAGUGGGCAGGCUGACUGGGCCUUCUAAAUCUUCAUCUUGUACUUCAAUAAAAUUAUGUCAUCAAAAACAAUUCCUGAUAAGGGGCCAUCUGUAAAGUACGUACACACAAAAUCUAGGAUUUUUUUUAACACCCUUCCAAAUGUACAACUUUUGUAGAUUUGAUUGUUACUCCCCCUCCCCAUGAACUGUCAUUCUUCCGUAGUGAAAAAGUACAAUAGAUACAAUUGACAGCUUGCCAUAUAUACUCUGUCAGUGAAGCCCCCUCCCCGUCUCCUCUCCUGCACUCUCUUCAUAUGUAAUACUCCCCAUCUCUCCUCAGGGUGUACAUACAUUUGGGAUGCCCCCUUUAUAUAUGACUAAAUAAAAAUAAUUGCUUGUCUCCUGCUGGUAUAUGCUGAAACAACAUAAUUUUGUAGACCGAUGAGAAACGUUUUGUUUGUUGAAAAUUAUGAACAUCAAUGUAGUGUUGUACAAUUUGUUUUUGGUACUAAUUAAACCCCCCCCCCCCCCCCCAAAAAAAAAAGAAAAAAAAAAAGUAUUAGGUUGGCAGGUUAAAAUUAGGAUUGGUCAGAAAACCAGAAUCGAACAAUAUUUUAUGUUACACCUGGUAAGUUUUUUGUUUUGUUUUUGUUUUUUGUUUUUAAAUUAGUCUAUAAUUGCUUUGUUGUCCUCGACAGGAGCUAGCCUUUUAGCGUUGAUAUUCCAGGAGCCAUUGGUGCAUCAUAUAUUACGUGUCUGUGUGGAUGCUAAACGAACAAAGACAUUAGUAAAAAUGAAUCAAAUACAUGUACACAUUCCAUCCAAUUGCAUGUAUUUUGUAUGUAUGUAUUCAUUCUUCAUCUUGUUUUGCCAUAAACAAUUGUUCAUUAUCAA